AUGACGGGAGAGGAGGUUAGUGGCGUUGAUGUGUUUGUGCAGGAGGUUAGUGGCGUUGAUGUGUUUGUGCAGGAGGUUAGUGGCGUUGAUGUGUUUGUGCAGGAGGUUAGUGGCGUGGAUGUGUUUGUGCAGGAGGCUAGUGGCGUUGAUGUGUUUGUGCAGGAGGUUAGUGGCGUUGAUGUGUUUGUGCAGGAGGUUAGUGGCGUGGAUGUGUUUGUGCAGGAGGUUAGUGGCGUGGAUGUGUUUGUGCAGGUUAGUGGCGUGGAUGUGUUUGUGCAGGUUAGUGGCGUGGAUGUGUUUGUGCAGGUUAGUGGCGUUGAUGUGUUUGUGCAGGAAGUUAGUGGCGUGGAUGUGUUUGUGCAGGUUAGUGGAGUGGAUGUGUUUGUGCAGGAGGUUAGUGGCGUGGAUGUGUUUGUGCAGGAGGUUAGUGGCGUUGAUGUGUUUGUGCAGGAGGUUAGUGGCGUGGAUGUGUUUGUGCAGGAGGUUAGUGGCGUGGAUGUGUUUGUGCAGGAGGCUAGUGGCGUGGAUGUGUUUGUGCAGGUUAGUGGCGUGGACGUGUUUGUGCAGGAGGUUAGUGGCGUGGAUGUGUUUGUGCAGGAGGUUAGUGGCGUGGACGUGUUUGUGCAGGAGGGUAGUGGCGUGGACGUGUUUGUGCAGGAGGGUAGUGGCGUGGACGUGUUUGUGCAGGAGGUUAGUGGCGUGGAUGUGUUUGUGCAGGAGGUUAGUGGCGUGGAUGUGUUUGUGCAGGUUAGUGGCGUUGAUGUGUUUGUGCAGGUUAGUGGCGUUGAUGUGUUUGUGCAGGAGGUUAGUGGCGUGGAUGUGUUUGUGCAGGAGGUUAGUGGCGUGGAUGUGUUUGUGCAGGUUAGUGGCGUUGAUGUGUUUGUGCAGGAGGUUAGUGGCGUGGAUGUGUUUGUGCAGGAGGUUAGUGGCGUGGAUGUGUUUGUGCAGGAGGGUAGUGGCGUGGACGUGUUUGUGCAGGAGGGUAGUGGCGUGGACGUGUUUGUGCAGGAGGUUAGUGGCGUGGAUGUGUUUGUGCAGGAGGCUAGUGGCGUUGAUGUGUUUGUGCAGGAGGAGGUUAGUGGCGUGGAUGUGUUUGUGCAGGAGGUUAGUGGCGUGGAUGUGUUUGUGCAGGAGGUUAGUGGCGUGGAUGUGUUUGUGCAGGAGGCUAGUGGCGUGGAUGUGUUUGUGCAGGAGGCUAGUGGCGUGGAUGUGUUUGUGCAGGAGGUUAGUGGCGUGGAUGUGUUUGUGCAGGAGGUUAGUGGCGUGGAUGUGUUUGUGCAGGAGGCUAGUGGCGUGGAUGUGUUUGUGCAGGAGGCUAGUGGCGUGGAUGUGUUUGUGCAGGAGGUUAGUGGCGUGGAUGUGUUUGUGCAGGAGGCUAGUGGCGUGGAUGUGUUUGUGCAGGAGGCUAGUGGCGUGGAUGUGUUUGUGCAGGAGGUUAGUGGCGUGGAUGUGUUUGUGCAGGAG
Messenger RNA from Procambarus clarkii (red swamp crayfish), 1464 nucleotides. The record is from RefSeq and is a predicted model, not a curated record. Lineage: Eukaryota; Metazoa; Arthropoda; Malacostraca; Decapoda; Cambaridae.